AUGGGUAGGAUAUUAGGCGUGAUCGUGUGCCUCUGGGCAUUAAUCUGUACGUGCACAACCGCCGUUACGAGUUGGCGCGGUCUAUAUGCACAACGAUUCUUCCUAGGUUUCGUCGAAAGUAUCAUCCCAACUGGUUUCAUGUGUAUAAUCAGCUCUUUUUAUACACAGUCCGAGCAAUCCUUAAGACAAAGUUGGUGGUUUUCCUCAACUGGCGCUUUUACCAUUAUUGGUGGGGCACUCAAUUAUGCAUUUGGACAAAUUGAAGGUGGAAAUCUUAAACGUUGGCAGUAUCUUUAUUUACUUGCUGGAUCUCUUACUUUUCUUUUUGGGAUUUGUUCUUUCUUCGUGCCUGAUUCUCCCGUCUCCGCUUGGUUUCUUACGACGGAUGAGCGUAUGGUAGCUACGGAACGUCUGAGGUAUGGUCAAACUGGUAUUCGUUGUACUAAAUUCAAAUGGUACCAAAUUAAGGAGUCUAUACUCGAUAUAAAAGUAUGGUUGGUGGCCAUUAUGAUGGCUUCGGCUUAUACCGUCAAUGGAGCAGUUAGUGGCUUUGGUCCUCUCAUCGUUUCUACUUUUGGCUACUCAGCUCUCGACUCUAUUUUGUUCCAAUUUCCUCUGGGUGCAAUAUGCUUCAUCUUCAUUCUACUUACCGGCUAUCUCUCAUCGCAUAUCCCAAAUAUUCGCAUUAUACUCCUCAUCACCUGUUGUCUUCCUGUGAUUGCUGGUUGCGCAAUGAUAUGGAAAAGCUCCUGGUAUCGUCAUGCAGCGACUCCAGUCGUCGGGUACACCAUAAUUGGGUUCUUUGGACCAGUAGUGAGCUUGAUUAUCACAAUUGGUAUGGCAAAUGUUGCGGGACAAACAAAGAAAUGUUUUAUGGCAGCGACUAUUUUUGUGGCAUAUUGUGUUGGUAAUAUUGUAGGACCUCAAUUGAUUAUAUCACAAACGAAGUCGAGACAUUAUCCUGAACUCUGGUUGGGAUUGAUCAUCUGUUAUUGUAUUACUGUUGUGGCUGCUGUGGUGCUGUAUAUUUUAUUGGCUAAGGAGAAUCAAAAGAGAGGAUUAAUGGAAUUAGACGAGGAGAAUAGAGAUAAAAUGGCGUUUCAAGACUUGACCGACAAGCAGAAUCCAUAUUUUCGAUAUAUGCUCUAG
Molecule: messenger RNA, 1149 nt
Organism: Sclerotinia sclerotiorum 1980 UF-70
Lineage: Eukaryota; Fungi; Ascomycota; Leotiomycetes; Helotiales; Sclerotiniaceae
Exons: 3
Coding region: 1-1149 (382 amino acids)
Biological process (GO): transmembrane transport
Cellular component (GO): membrane
Molecular function (GO): transmembrane transporter activity
Source: RefSeq, a predicted model, not a curated record